Messenger RNA from Nematostella vectensis (starlet sea anemone), 1140 nucleotides. RefSeq names its product thioredoxin-like protein 1. Bases 44 to 925 code for a protein of 293 amino acids. The record is from RefSeq and is a predicted model, not a curated record. The transcript has 9 exons. Lineage: Eukaryota; Metazoa; Cnidaria; Anthozoa; Actiniaria; Edwardsiidae.
CGCUGACAAAUUUACCGCCGUCCAAAUUAAUUUACACGACAAUAUGGCGGCCGCUCCGAGAGGAAAUGUCAAAGUUUUAGAAUUAGAUUCGCAGUUUACAGCAGAACUUACAAACGCUGGUACUAAGCUGGUUGUGGCAGAUUUCACUGCAUCUUGGUGUGGUCCAUGCAAAAGUAUUGCACCAGUCUAUUCAGGGCUAAGUGAAAAAUACAAACAGGCUGUGUUUCUCAAGAUUGACGUGGAUGUUUGUCAGGAACUGGCCGCCAAGCAAGGUGUCACAGCAAUGCCAACGUUUCAGUUUUUCAAGAACAAAGUCAAAGUAGAUGAAGUCAGAGGAGCUGACCCCAAAGCGCUUGAGGAUGCAAUAAAGAAGUGGAUCGGCGAUGGAGAAGAGGAUGGUGCGGGAUGUGGAGUGAAAGGCCAUGUUGAUCUCAACUCAUAUAUUAACAAGUCUGGCUGUGAAUGUUUGAAUGAAGAUAAUGAACAUCCACUUAAUGAUGCAUUAACAAAAGGCCCGGGAUUCUUACAAAGUGAUUGUGAUGAACAACUCUUGAUUUCAUUAUCAUUCAACCAGCCUGUCAAGCUUCACUCUAUGAAGUUACAAGCCCCAAAUGAUGGCCAAGCACCUAAAGUCGUGAAGCUUUUCAUCAACCAAACAAAGUCCUUGGAUUUUGAUUCAGCAGAGAACUUUCAAGCAAUACAAACAUUAGAGUUGACCCCUGAAGAUGUUCAAGAGGACGUUAUCAUCCCCCUAAAAUUUGUGAAGCUACAAAAUGUUCUAAACCUAACAUUGUUUGUGAAAUCCAAUCAGGGAAAUGAGGAAUUGUCUGUUAUUAAUUACCUUGGAAUCAUUGGGAGUCCUGUGGAUGCCACAAACAUGCAAGAUUUUAAACGAAUUGCUGGUAAAAAGGGGGAAAGUCACUAACUUUGGCAGCAGGUCUGUGAGGACAUACCACGUGGACAAGAACAGAGUUCUGGUACUUAGUACUGAACAAACCUCUUGAAGCACAAUUCAAUAUGGAUUCUAUAUAUCUGCCAAUGCUUUAAACUUGCUCUGGACUUGAAGUUCAUUUUGUGGAAAGACCCAUUCAGAUGUCUUUGUUAUUGUAAUAAAUUACAAUAAAAAUGUUUUUCAUUUCA